This is a messenger RNA of Vitis vinifera (wine grape), 1710 nucleotides long. RefSeq names its product probable calcium-binding protein CML21. Lineage: Eukaryota; Viridiplantae; Streptophyta; Magnoliopsida; Vitales; Vitaceae. The record is from RefSeq and is a predicted model, not a curated record. The coding region runs from base 632 to 1339 and encodes 235 amino acids. Gene Ontology annotation, molecular function: calcium ion binding. The transcript has 5 exons.
UCUGGGUGGAGUGGUGUUUGGAUUGAAGGAGCGGGAUGUUGAAAGGAAAGUGGGGAGAGAUGAGCAGCAAGAAGGUGGUGUGGGUAUAAUUAAUAGGGAAAAGUCAGCUCUGAGGGGUCGAGAAAGGCGACAAUACGUGGUGGGUGCAGCACAAAUCUUGGUUGAGAAACCAACCGUAAUCAACUUAGUAACAAACCCCAAUAUCAUAUCCUCCAAGUUUAGUAAACACACCUCCUCCACCUCUUCUCUCUCCCUGUGUUUCCUUCUGGGUGUGGUGGGUAUUUUUCCAUUUUCGUUCUACGUUGAGUUGGGUGGGUGGGUUAAGUUUCAACACAGGGAAAGGCUUUUCCAAAGGGUGUAUGCGUGUGGGUUCUGCCCAGUGUUUGCUGAUCUUGCUUAGUUUCACUGUCUCUCCUUGCUUUUUUCUUAGUUCAGGUUCGACUCUGCACUUUUUCCUCUUCCCCUCUCUCUCCUCUUUUUUUUUUUUUUAAUAUUUUUGUUUUUGUCGUUGGCAUAUUGCAAGCCAAACUUGUUUGGUUGCUGAGAAGACAGAAGGAAAGGGAAGGAAAUUCUGCCAGGUGCAUACUUAGCACUUGUCCCUUUUCCCAUUUAGUCUCAUCAACUAUCGGCAAUGGGAGGCGUGGUGGGAAAAGGCGAUUCACCUAGAAAAGCCUGGGUACCAGAAACAAAGCUUGAGGCCAAAAUGGUUGAAGCUAUGCAGCGGAGGGCAUCUGAAGGAAGCACCAUGAAAUCGUUCAACAGUAUAAUCUUGAAGUUCCCAAAAAUUGAUGAGAGUUUAAGGAACUGCAAAGCUAUUUUUCAGCAAUUUGAUGAGGAUUCAAAUGGUGCAAUAGAUCAUGAAGAACUGAAAAGAUGUUUCCUUAAACUGGAGAUUUCUUUUUCAGAGGAGGAAAUCAACGAUCUUUUUGAGGCAUGUGAUAUCAAUGAGGAUAUGGGAAUGAAGUUCAAUGAGUUCAUUGUACUUCUCUGCCUUGUCUAUCUUCUCAAGGAGGAUCCUGCUGCCCUUCAGGCCGUAUCCAAAAAAUCACGGAUGGGGAUGCCAAAUCUGGAGGCAACCUUUGAAACACUGGUUGAUGCAUUUGUGUUCCUGGACAAGAAUAAGGAUGGUUAUGUGAGCAAGAGCGAGAUGGUGCAUGCAAUAAAUGAAACAACUGCAGGGGAGCGUUCUUCUGGAAGAAUAGCCAUGAAAAGAUUCGAGGAGAUGGAUUGGGAUAAAAAUGGAAUGGUGAACUUCAAGGAGUUUCUUUUUGCUUUCACCCGUUGGGUUGGGAUUGACGAUAUUGAGGAUGAAGAAGAAGAAGGUGAAGAGAAAGUUUGAAUGAAAAUUUUCAGGCAUCUCCAAUCAACUACACACUUGCAAUGUGCGUGAGCUUGUCAGAGCAGUGUGAGUUCCCACAUGAGGUGUUAUUUGCUUUUCCAAUAAUGGUGGAGUUGAGAUAAACAUGCAGGGGCAAACCUUCGCCCUUCCCUUGAUUUGUAAUGUAAAUAGUCUCUCAAGGAUAGAACUCAAACUCAAAUCCUUUUCCAAUGAGACAGACAAAACCUCAUUGCAUAGUUGAUUGAGGGAUUAUGCUGAUGUACUGUAUUGUUUUUUUAAGAUCUCUGGACGCUUUACUGUUUUCCAGUGAUGUGCAUGACCAGAGAUUUGUUGUCAAAAAAGGCUAUGAUUAACAAAUUGUUUGGCAAGAA